Heterobilharzia americana is the source of this 1686-nucleotide messenger RNA. The record is from the annotation of a GenBank genome assembly. NCBI's taxonomy places the organism in Eukaryota, Metazoa, Platyhelminthes, Trematoda, Strigeidida, Schistosomatidae.
AUGAGUUCACUGUCGAGCCCUUUCACAAAUUUGGUGGAGUCCUCUGUUCUUCGUGAAUCAAGUUACAAUGACAACGAAGUGACAGUUUUAAGGUCCUUGAUAGACAAAACCUGUAAAUCUGGAUAUGUUGAAUUGAAAAAGCUCAUUCGCAAUCUUAAUUUACCUUCCUCACAUCCUUUGCGUAAAAGUUUGUGGCCACAACUUUUAUCGGUUAGAUACUCUAUAAACAUCCAGGUUCCUGACUCAGAUAUGCAGAGCAAUGAUAUUUCACCAGAAAAUAUCGCAACUAUUGAUAAUACCUCUAUGGCUGGUUAUGAAUUUUCCAACCAAAUGUUAUUACCUACAUUCUUCUUGAACUCACUAGGUCGGAAGUGUUUGCGAAUGAUAUUACACAGCAUUUUCAUUGAGCGUCCAGAACUAGUUUAUGCUCCACAGUUAUGGCCGUUGACAGCAUUAUUUCUACACUACAUGCCUAUAACAGUUACUCGUAAAUGCAUACUGACUUUAUUAGAUCAACCGGGCGUUUUGAUCCAAACAAAAUCUAGCUGGAAGGAACACUGUUUAGCAUUGGAAGAGCUGGCUUAUAUGUGUAACUUAUUACGCAGGAUGAAUCGAAAACGGAAGGAAACAUUGUCUUAUGCACCAAACAAAAAUAAUGACAACAUAUGUAAAACGGAUGUUAUGCAACUCCAGUUAGCACGCUGGUGUUUAUUACUUUGGCAGUUACCUUUUGACCAUCUCGUUUGCUUGAUCGACAGCUUUUUGUUGGAAGGCCCGAAAGUAUUUUAUCGUGCUGGUUUAAUUAUUCUUAAAGUGUCUUUAUCUGGAAUUCAUAAAGAGGUAGGCAGUGCAAAUAAUAGGAUCGUCAAAAACGAUGAUACUUCUCAAGUAGUUUUACAUCUGGAGGAAACAUUCAAAUACAUUCCAUUCACACCGUCAAAAUUAAUGAGGAAAAUGUUUACUUUUCGUAAUUUUAGUCGUACAAAAAUCACGGAAGCACUUAAAAACACUCAAUAUCUAGAAGUGAAUUUCGAUUUUGAUAAGGAGUUGGUUCAAGUUUGUAAUAAAACAGAGAGGAGUACUUUUGCUGCUUAUUUACUUGGUGAUAAUGCCAUGAACACUCAUCCAUCUGAAUGCAUAUCAAGCAAAGAAUUAGCCUCAGUAAUCACAUCAAUUGAAGAUCACGGUAAUAGUCUGCGCACAUUUUAUGCCAAAGCAGCAGAAACACAAAAUCCUGCAACAAUCCUGUUAGUACGCAGUUCAUCUAAAAGUAGUAUUAUUGGAGCUUUUUGUUCAGAUAGAUGGCAACCUCGUGCUGAAUCUACAUACUAUGGAAAUGGUUUCUGCUUUUUAUUUCGUAUCAAACCUGGCCCUUUUGUUAUUUAUAGGUGGAUUGGUUCAGGAUCAGAUGAUCAAACAAUCAUAAAUUCACCCCAGUAUCAACGUUUUCAACGAUCUUCAAAUAAUGGUAUCGAAAUUGGUGGGAGUAUGACUAGUGGACCUCCAGGUUUGAGCUUAGACAGUUGUCUCACUACAGCUUCAACUGGUCCGAGUUCAACUUUUUCUAAUCCAUGCCUAAUUAGUGAUCCUACUGAUUUAACGCAUACAAUUCAGUGUGAAAAUGGACAAAUUGGCUGCAUGUUCACUGUCGGUUUAGUUGAACUAAUAGGUUUUACUGAUCUCUAA